AGUGAAUCAAGAGCUGCAUCAUCAGAGUAGCUGAACUCUCUAGCUCUUGCUUCGCAGGAUGGCUCCAGCACCUGUGAACCUGUGUCUUGUUCUUCUGCUACUUCUCUUCCUUAGCUCUGGGGGAACUAUCAACACAGUUGAUGCCCAGAAAACAUGGUGCGUGGCCAAACCUUCAACCAGUGAUACAGCUCUGAAGGACAACAUCGAGUACGCCUGUUCUCAGGUCGACUGCAGCGUGACUGAAAGGGGAAAGCCCUGCUUCUACCCUGACACACUGAUCUCCCAUGCUUCGGUGGCCAUGAACCUCUACUAUCAAUCCCGGGGGAGGAACCACUGGAACUGCUACUUCAAUAACUCUGCCGUCACCACGGUCACUGAUCCAAGUUAUGGAGCCUGCAAGUAUGCUUAGUAGAAGAAACUUCCCCGACCUAAGGACUGCUGUGUGGUCAACCUACCAGUGAUAGAAUCAUCACCUAGAACUGGGAUUAAAUAAGAUUAGUUGUGAAUGUAAAGAGAAGCUCU
Messenger RNA from Musa acuminata AAA Group (dessert banana), 522 nucleotides. RefSeq names its product glucan endo-1,3-beta-D-glucosidase-like. Bases 59 to 409 code for a protein of 116 amino acids. The record is from RefSeq and is a predicted model, not a curated record. NCBI's taxonomy places the organism in Eukaryota, Viridiplantae, Streptophyta, Magnoliopsida, Zingiberales, Musaceae. The transcript is spliced from 4 exons.